This is a messenger RNA of Symphalangus syndactylus (siamang), 11319 nucleotides long. Its product is annotated as UDP-glucose:glycoprotein glucosyltransferase 2-like. Gene Ontology annotation, molecular function: UDP-glucose:glycoprotein glucosyltransferase activity. The record is from RefSeq and is a predicted model, not a curated record. Gene Ontology annotation, cellular component: endoplasmic reticulum. Gene Ontology annotation, biological process: ERAD pathway. Lineage: Eukaryota; Metazoa; Chordata; Mammalia; Primates; Hylobatidae.
CCCCCACCGGAAGUGGGCAGCCGCGCGCCUGGAAAAGCCGGCCGAAGUGUGGCGGCCGCAGUCUGUGGGUACCGGGUCCGAGGAACUCGCGCUUUUCUCUCCGUGCCAUGGCGCCAGCGAAAGCCACGAACGUGGUGCGGCUGCUCCUAGGCUCCACGGCGCUGUGGCUUUCGCAGCUCGGCGCCAGGACGGUCGCCGCGUCCAAGUCGGUGACCGCCCACUUGGCCGCGAAGUGGCCCGAGACCCCGCUGCUGCUGGAGGCAAGUGAAUUUAUGGCAGAAGAAAGUAAUGAAAAAUUUUGGCAGUUUUUGGAAACCGUAAAAGAAUUAGCAAUUUAUAAGCAAACAGAAUCAGAUUAUUCAUAUUACAACUUAAUCCUGAAGAAAGCUGGACAGUUUCUAGACAAUUUACACAUCAACCUCUUAAAGUUUGCUUUCUCUAUAAGGGCAUACUCCCCAGCUAUUCAGAUGUUUCAGCAGAUUGCAGCUGAUGAGCCACCACCAGAUGGUUGUAAUGCAUUUGUGGUUAUUCAUAAGAAGCACACCUGUAAAAUUAAUGAGAUUAAAAAGCUGCUGAAGAAAGCUGCUUCAAGGACUAGACCUUAUCUAUUUAAAGGAGAUCAUAAAUUUCCUACAAACAAAGAGAACUUACCAGUGGUGAUUCUCUAUGCUGAAAUGGGUACUAGAACAUUUAGUGCAUUUCACAAAGUAUUGUCUGAAAAAGCUCAAAAUGAGGAAAUUCUGUAUGUUCUUCGCCAUUAUAUUCAGAAACCAAGCUCACGGAAAAUGUACUUAUCUGGGUAUGGUGUGGAGCUAGCAAUUAAGAGUACAGAAUACAAAGCACUGGAUGAUACCCAAGUUAAAAGUAAUGGUAACUUUACAUUUAAAACUUUUUAAAAAUGCAGAUGUAACAGUAUUAACAUGUUUGUAUACUAAUACUUGGCAAGAAGAAUUAAGUCAAGUAUUUCAAUUUCAUGGAAAUGUCUAUAAAGAUCUAAUACUAUGCUAGAUUCCUUAAUAAUAUUUUUCCUUCCAGAUCUUAGUUUUCAAGCAGCUUCUCAAAUAAUGUCCACUCCAGUUUAUGAUGCCAUUAAAUUAAUGAAAGACAUUUCACAGAACUUCCCCAUAAAAGCCAGAUCUCUAACCAGAAUUGCUGUAAAUCAACAUAUGAGAGAAGAAAUAAAGGAAAACCAAAAGGAUCCUCAAGAUAGAUUUAAAAUUCAGCCAGGCGAUGCUCGUCUAUUUAUAAAUGGCCUUCGUGUUGAUAUGGAUGUUUAUGACCCUUUUAGUAUUUUGGAUAUGCUGAAAUUAGAAGGAAAAAUGAUGAAUGGCCUUCGCAAUCUUGGGAUCAAUGGGGAACAUAUGAGCAAAUUUUUUAAAUUAAAUUCACACAUUUGGGAAUAUACUUAUGUAUUAGAUAUUCGACAUUCUUCUAUAAUGUGGAUUAAUGGCUUGGAAAAUGAUGAUUUGUGUAUUACAUGGCCUACAAGUUGCCAGAAACUUCUGAAGCCAAUAUUUCCUGGAAGUAUACCUUCCAUAAGGUGCAAUUUUCAUAAUUUGGUUCUGUUUAUUGAUCCGGCCCAAGAAUAUACCUUGGAUUUUAUAAAACUUGCUGAUCUUUUCUAUUCUCACGAAGUUCCCCUUAGAAUUGGUUUUGUGUUCAUUCUUAAUACAGAUGAUGAAGUUGAUGGAGCAAAUGAUGCUGGAGUUGCUCUUUGGCGAGCUUUCAACUAUAUUGCAGAAGAAUUUGAUAAAUCAGAAGCAUUUAUUUCUAUAGUACAUAUGUACCAAAAAGUGAAAAAGGAUCAAAAUAUACUCACUGUGGACAAUGUGAAGAGUGUUCUCCAAAAUACAUUUCCUCAUGCUAAUAUUUGGGAUAUUUUUGGAAUUCAUUCUAAAUAUGAUGAAGAAAGGUUGCAGAAAACAAGUGUUCAUAGUCGGUUGGGGAUUAUUUAUAAUCCUACAUCAAAAAUAAAUGAAGAGAACACAGCUAUUUCUAGAGGAAUUUUGGCAGCUUUUCUUACACAGAAGAACAUGUUUUUGAGAAGCUUUCUUGGGCAACUGGCAAAGGAAGAAACUGCUACAGCUAUUUACUCUGGAGAUAAAAUUAAAACAUUCCUUAUUGAGGGGAUGGAUAAGAAUGCUUCUGAGAAAAAAUAUAAUACUGUUGAAGUGAAUAUUUUUCUAACUUACCAGUUGUUCUGUCAAGAUGUACUUAAAUUGCAUCCUGGAGAAAUGGGUAUUGUCAGCAAUGGGAGAUUCUUAGGACCUUUAGAUGAAGAUUUUUAUGUAGAAGAUUUUUACUUGUUGGAAAAGAUAACAUUUAGUAAUUUAGGAGAGAAAAUUAAAGGCAUUGUUGAAAAUAUGGGAAUCAACGCAAAUAACAUGAGUGACUUUAUUAUGAAAGUCGAUGCCCUUAUGUCCUCUGUGCCUAAGCGUACAUCUCGAUAUGAUGUCACAUUUCUUAGGGAGAAUCACAGUGUUAUAAAGAUGAAUCCUCAAGAGAAUGAUAUGUUCUUUAAUGUCAUUGCUAUUGUUGAUCCAUUAACAAGAGAAGCACAGAAAAUGGCACAGUUAUUGGCUGUACUUGGCAAGAUUAUCAACAUGAAGAUAAAGUUGUUCAUGAACUGUAGGGGCAGGCUUUCAGAAGCCCCUUUAGACAGCUUUUACCAUUUUGUUCUGGAAGCAGAACUGAUGUCAGGGGCUAAUGACGUUUCUUCUCUUGGACCAGUGGCAAAAUUUUUGGAUAUUCCUGAAUCACCCCUCCUAAUCCUCAACAUGAUUACUCCAGAAGGCUGGUUGGUUGAAACAGUACACAGCAACUGUGACCUUGAUAAUAUUCACUUAAAGGAUAGUGAGAAAACUGCGACAGCAGAAUAUGAACUAGAAUACUUACUACUGGAAGGACAAUGCUUUGAUAAAGUGACAGAACAGCCUCCUCGGGGUCUGCAGUUCACACUAGGCACAAAAAAUAAACCUGUUGUGGUUGAUACAAUAGUGAUGGCCAAUCAUGGGUAUUUUCAAUUAAAAGCAAACCCAGGUGCUUGGAUACUGAGGUUACACCAAGGAAAAUCUGAAGAUAUUUAUCAAAUAGUUGGGCAUGAAGGAACUGACUCUCAAGCAGACCUAGAAGAUAUCACUGUUGUAUUAAACAGCUUCAAAAGCAAGAUACUGGAAGUAAAAGUGAAAAAAGAAACAGACAAAAUUAAGGAAGAUAUCCUUACCGAUGAAGAUGAAAAAACAAAAGGACUGUGGGAUUCCAUUAAAAGUUUCACAGUAAGCUUGCAUAAAGAAGACAAAAAGGAAAAAGAUGUCCUAAACAUUUUUUCAGUUGCUUCUUGUCAUUUAUAUGAACGUUUUUUAAGAAUUAUGAUGCUCUCUGUUUUGCGUAACACCAAAACACCAGUGAAAUUCUGGUUGCUAAAAAAUUGUCUCUCACCGACAUUUAAGGAAGUAAUUCCUCACAUGGCUAAAGAGUAUGGAUUCCGAUAUGAACUAGUUCAGUAUAGGUGGCCCCGUUGGCUUCGUCAACAGACUGAAAGACAAAGGAUUAUUUGGGGUUACAAAAUUCUUUUCCUUGAUGUUCUUUUCCCACUAGCAGUGGACAAAAUCAUUUUUGUUGAUGCUGUCCAGAUUGUGAGACAUGAUCUAAAAGAACUUCGAGAUUUCGAUCUGGAUGGAACUCCUUAUGGGUAUACUCCAUUUUGUGAUAGCCGCAGGGAAAUGGAUGGAUAUCGUUUCUGGAAAACAGGAUACUGGGCAUCACAUCUUUUAAGACGGAAAUACCAUAUCAGUGCUUUAUAUGUAGUGGAUCUCAAGAAGUUCAGGAGAAUUGGAGCAGGUGACAGGCUCAGGAGCCAGUACCAAGCUCUCAGUCAAGAUCCAAACAGUCUUUCAAACCUAGAUCAGAGACAGGAAGAAAAAAUGCCAAUAACAGCUUUACCAAAUCCAUCUGAGCUUGAUAACCCAAGAAACGUAGUGUCAUUCCUCUAGACAUUAAUGGUCCUAUUAUCAGCUCCCUAAGCUACAAUGGAUCUAUAGAUCUUAAACUACAAUUUAAAGAUACUGCCACCACCAUGCAACUGCAAGACUCUUGAAAAUGCCAAGGAUCUUAGAAAUUGAGUUAUCUGGUUUAUUAAAUACUCUGAUUCAAGAGGCCAAUAUUGACGUAUAAUCUGGUAAAGAGAAGACAAGGACAUUCUACGUGGUUGGUGGGAAGCAGACAGCAGGAGGGAAGGUGGGUAAAAAAACGUGUUGCAGUAUCCAGUGACCACCUGAAGAGCAGAAGUUUUCUUUCUCCCAAUAACUAGCUAAUUCUUGGUGGGAAUGGUCCACGCUUCAACUUCCCUAAUUUUAGAAACAUUUUUCUUCUUUGUGUUUACUGGAUAUUUGUUAUAAAAUGAUUUAUGUCCUCCCACCUCAAGUCAUAGGUUGAAGCUCUAACCCACAAUGUGAUUACAUUUGGAAAUAGGGCCAGUAGAAAGGUAAAUAGGCACAAAUGAGGUCAUGAGGAUGGAGCUCUAAUCCAAUAGGACUGGUGUCCUUAUAAGAAGAGGAGGAGAUUCCAGACCUCUUUCUCUCUCCACUCACACGCAGCGAAAAAGGCUACACAGUGAGAAGGCAGCUGUCUGCAAGCCGGGAAAAGAGGCCUCAGCAGAAACCAACUCUGCCAGCACCCUGAUCUUGAACUUCCAGGCUUCAGAACUACGGAGUCUCAUUCUGUCGCCCAGGAUGGAAUUGCAAUGGCGUGAUCUCGGCUCACUGCAACCUCCGCCUCCCGAGUUCAAGCAAUUCUCCUGUCUCCACCUCCAGAGUAGCUGGGAUUACAGAUGAACGCUGCACACCCAGGGUUUCACCAUGUUGCCCAGGCUGGUCUCAAACUCCUGAGCUCAGGGAAUCCACCAACCUCAGCCUCCCAAAGUGCUAGGAUUACAAGUGGAAAACUAUUGGCUUCUCUGGAGUGAUCUGCCCUUGACCUCAUGGGUGAAGCCUGUGCAUAUGCAGUUUUAAGAAGUUCUACAGAUAAUUGAGAUCCUGGUUAAUAUGCUGAAGCAGAUGUCAUUGAAUAACUCAGUCGGCUUCUUCAAAUAUCCUUGUGGUCUACCUUAUUGCAUGCAAAAAGCUUUUUCACAUCUUUCAAGAUUCAGCUCAAAGAUUAUUUCUUCUGUGGAGCCUUCACAAGGAAAGGAGCUCACACUUUCCUCUGUGUCCUCACAGUAUCCUCACUUCCCUCCACGGCAACUACCAUCUCUUCUACAGGAAAUAGGUCUUGCUAAAUUUUUUGUGCCAGUACAAAACACAGCUGCUGGCACAUAAUGAAUGAACAACAUUGCUUGUUGAAUGAAUAAACAAACUGUUUGCCACACUUGGAUUUAAGCCCAGUUCUAGGAUUCUUCCUACCACACCAUAUUAUUUCUCUCCUUACCUCAUAAAUUCUACUGAAACUAAAUUAAUUGCUCAAUUGUGGAACUAUCUAUAAUUUAUACUGCAUUAUCCAUAAUUUCUCGGAUUGUCUAGUUACUGUUCAAAAAGAGGGACACCUUUCUAAUUGCCAAUAACUUUAUCCAUUGCAUAUUAAAUACACACACACACACACACCCCACACAUACAUACAAUCACAGCUAGUAGCACUGAAGAAGCUACAAACAGCUCAAAUGUUCUAUGAUAAGUAUGGGCAAAUUAUAAAAUAGACAUUUAUAUAUAUUGUUUACUCUACGUUCUAAUAUUCAUUAAUUCUUCUAAUGUGCCUAGUACCAUCCUCAGAUCUGGGGUUGCAUUCACACUAAUCAGGUAAUGCCCUCACUCUCAGACCUCCUAUCACAGAGGGGAUAGACAGGAACUAACACAGUUGCACAAUUACACACCCCAAAAUUGUUAGAAGUGCAAAAAAAGAAAAGAACAGGAUGUUAUAAAAUCAGGGUGACCCUAUCUGGUUUAGAAGGUGAGGAAAUCUUCCCCAAGAAGAAGUCUGAAGUGAGAUAAGUAGGAACAAAUAGAUAAGAUGAGGGCAGAGAAUUCCAGAGAGAGGGAAUAGCAUGUGCAAAGGCCUUGAGAUGGGAACAAUAAUGAGAUAUCUUAGGAAUGACAGGAGGCCAAUGUGGCUGGAUAUCAGGAAGCUAGGGGUAGAAAGGUAUACGUGUGGAGAGGCAGAUGGGAGGUGGAUCGUGUAGAAUCAUAGAGGCAAAGUUAAGGAUUUUGUUCUCUAUCCAAAGAUCAAUGGGAAGCCACUGAAAGACGACUAUUCCUUAAAUCCAUUUUAUCCAUAGCAUUGAAAAUCUAAAAUUGUGCUUUUCGAUGACAGAGUAAACAGAACAUCAACGGUCCUAAUCGCCUCUUCUCCAAGUAUUCUGGCAGCACAAGUGGAUUUUCAAUUUAAAGUACUUGAAGUAGGGAGGAAAAGGCUUCUGACUACUAUUUCUAGAAUGAGCAAGUCCUGCUUUAGAAUCUGCCCACAAGAAAAUCCUAUGGGAGUUCCUUGACAAACAUUAUUGCCAAGCCGACCCAAAUAUCAUCAACUUUCUUUUUCCCAGCCUCUCCUGUGGCUAGGGGUGAACAUGUUAGAUAAUUAUGGCCAACCAGAUAUAAGUUAAAGUCUUAUGAGUGGGAAUUAUGCUUCCCUGAUGAAAAGAGAGAUUUGGCGGAAAACUCCUUCCCCUCCAUCUUUCUUUGCCUAUGGUUCAGAUUUAAGCUGUGGAGAUACAGCAACCAUAUUGCAACCCUGAGACCACAGCAUGAAGAUGAAAGGUCUUCUACUAAGGAAAGAAAAGAAAGAAGAAACCAAAAGAUAUGAAGAGGCUGGGUCCUUGAUGACUUUAUUGGGCAGCGACAGCAACUUUAGGCCUUUCUGGGUUUCUUACAACAAAAUUAAACCUCUAAUUGUUAAAAUGACUUCAGGUUUUCUGGUUUUCAUUUUGUUUUGUUUUUACAACUAAACCCAUUCCUAACUGAUGCAGCAGGGUCUUUAGGAACUUCAGACAAGAGGGAAAAGGAUGGUCUAGGAAAUCCAGGUAAAUCAAGCAUGAGCCUGCUUCUACCAAACUUCCCCUUCUGCAAGAAAACCAGAGUGGAAAGGGAAUGGACUGUCAAGUCCAUGACUGUGCCAAAUGUCAUGCCCGGGGUCAGGUUCGAGCCCUAGCUGAGGUCCAAGGGGAGUGGGUGGAUGGGCAGAUAGCUGAAAGAACACUUGGGGGUGGCGGGGUGCGUAGGCAGGUGAAUAUGGUUUUAUUCAGCAGCUCUCUCAGCAGCAGCUCUCUUACACUGUCUGCACUGUUCCGGCUGCUUGCUUCAGACGUUCCCAGGCACAGCUGCGUGGCCGGCUCUCCCUUCAGGGUCAGCAGCUUAACUCUUUCUCUCCCUGAGCACAAGCCAGUUUCUGGCUCCCCCCGACCAUCCAUCUGCAAGACAGACAGCUUUGAUUUUCUCUCUUUCUCUGAGCGUAAGCAAGCCACAUAGGAGCGCCUAUAUAGCAUCCGCAGGGCAGUUAUACCCUCUUCAAACAAUAGUGGCUCUCAGCCCAGUAUAAGCUUACAAAAACAGGUUAUGUAGCAAGUGGAGUGUGUAUCUGCAUGCUAAACUCGCUCACUCAUGCAGGCUUGGAUGUCUGCCUCAGCCUAAUUCUUGACCAAAGCACAUCCAUGUACCUUACAUGGACCAAAGGUAGUUAGAUUACAAGUGUCAACUCCAGCUUUCUACAAGCGAGAAGGAAUAGUGUCAUGCGAUGUUAACUGCAUUUUCUGCAAUGUUUACUGUUUAAGAACAAAAGCAUGCUGGAACCUUUGGCUUUCUUGGAAAUAUUAUUACUCUGGGUUGCUUCACGUGCCUUUGCCAGGCCUUCGAUGGUCCCGUCCUUCAUCCUGGGACUCUAAUUCUCAAAGUCAAAAAAGAAUCAUGAAUGCUUGAGAAUUUUCAAAUGGUUUUUAGACACAUUCUUGAACAUGGUUAGUGUUAACUUAUGAUGUGUCUUAUUUAUGUGCCUGAUGAGACUUUAAUAAAGAUACUUUCUUUAACUGUAAACUUUUCUUAAUCAAAAAAUCUUUUCAUUCUCACCACAAAAGCAGUGCAUGUUCAUUGUAGAAAAAGUAGUCCGAAGACUUUUUAUUUCAAGUCCUUUAAAUUCAAAAUCCAUUUGUGCUGCUACAAGAUUCUUUCAGAGCAGAGGUGCUAAUGACCUUUGAUAUUCUAUUUACUCUCACAUCAAGGGAAUCUACAGAAAGAACAUAAGGGUCUUGAUGGGAAAAGUCUGAGUGAGUCACAGCUUGAUUGCAGCUAGCUGCCCUGUGCUCAGGGAGAUGCAAGGAGGCCAAGCUCACAGCUGAUUUUUCUCAAAUGGCUUGACUUUAAAUUAAACGGGGUUGUGAAGACAUCUGACUCCCAGUUUGAGCAGUAUCUUUCUGUAGCACUUCCAUGGAGGCGAGGAUCGGGCUUUCUCAUUUACUGCUGCAUCCUCUGCACCUAGCAUGAUGGAAGAUGCAGUGAAGAUGGGUGCAUUCUACACUUACUAAGAGUUGAAUUAAACUCUCCUUGGAAAUUAUAGCCCAAUAUAAAAAUCUCUGCAGAUCACACCAAGUCACUGCACUUUGUAAUGGGUUCUUUUAUUUGGGAGUAAGAAAGGUAUGUCUGGAGGUGGGCCCAGUGGCUCAUGCCUGUAAUCCCAGCACUGUGGGAGGCCGAGAUGGAUGAAUCACUUGAGGCCACGAGUUCAAGGCCAGCCUGGCCAACAUGGCAAAACCUUGUCUCCACCAAAAAAAAAAAAAAAAAUUAGGUGUGGUGGCACACAUCUGCAAUCCCAGCUACCUGGAAGGCCGAGGCAUGAGAAUCGCUUGAACCCUGGAGGCGGAGGUUGCAGUGAGCCAAGAUCGUGCCACUGCACUCUAGCCUGGGCAACAGAGCCAAACUUGGUGAAAGAAAGAGAGACGGAGAAAGAGAGAAAGAAAGGAAGGUAGGUGUAUCUUGGGACGGGAGAGUCGUCUAAGCAUCAGCAAGCAGAUUUCAACACAAAAGUGGUCAAAAGAGUGUCUCCAUCAAUAAUAGCAGUAAUAGCUAAUGCUUACAGUACUUAUGGUAUACAAAGCACUGUUCUAAAUAUUUUACAAAUAUUUACCAAUUUAGUUCUCAUAGCUGCCCCUAUUAUCUCAUCCCUAUUUAAGAAAUGAGGAAAUCAAGACCCACAAUAACUAAGUCACUUUACUCCAGGUCACAUCACACACAGCUGGGAUGGAAUGCACAGCUGGCUCCAGAAUCUGUCCAUCGCUGUGCAAACCUCCUCUUAAAAGGGUACUUAAUAGUAAAAUCUUCCAGCUAAACUACAUUCUGCAAGUUGUUUCCAGGAACUGUCCUAGGGUUUAUUUCUCCUUUGACUGAGGUCCACAAAGAGCUAAGAAUUGCACUUGGCUCUAAGAUUCAGCAGCAUUGAGUUGCUGAAGCUCAGGAAUUCCACCUCAUGAGUAAGAGCACUGGGCCUGUUUGGUUUGGCCACACAUACCCUGUAGACUGCUACUGUGAGCCAAAUCCUCCAGACCUACCUGACAUCCAGUUUUGAGGCUCAUGCUUGACUUCUCUUGCUGGUAGAGCACUGCAUUCAGAGGGAUUCAACGUUUGGGUGGCUUAACAACUACAGAUGCUGUAUUGGAAGGAGCUUUUGGAGGAAGCUUCUAGAAGUUUCUCCACAGCCUUUCUGUCCUCUGCCAGAGGGCACAGUAAUGGCGUAGCCAAGGGCCCAAAUCUGUCAGAGUCCUCAUAGGAAUAGAUGGCACAAUCCAAGUAGAAUAAUCCAGGAAGGGAUUAUUUAUACAGCAACUAUGUUACAAUAAUACCGGUGGGGUGUAGGGGAAGCACGGGGACAGUACAGAAACCCUUCUGCUGUCUCCAUUCCCAGAGCUGAGAGAACAAAGAGAACAAGUGGCGGUGGCAUCUAGAAGGCAGCUCAGGCCUGUUGGUUGCUUUGAGAGGAGCACCGGCCUUCAAUCAGGGAUGCAGCCAGCCCCAGGUGAGGUUACAGGAGAAGAAUCAGGGCAGUAAGUAUCCAUCCUCAUUCUCCUUUCUCUUUCAGAUCUCUUGACAAGAGUCCUCCUUGGCUGGACCCAAAAGGAAGCAAGGGAGAUUGAGAUUCCUUUGUUAUAGUUCAUACAAGUCAGCUUCAGGGGCAGUGAGGAAAAGGGAAAAUGUGGAUCUGGAAAAAGAAAUGAACAAUAUCUGGAAGCAGGAUCAGCCAGACUGUUAACAGACUGAGGCCUAUGCCAACAAGAGAAGGUAAUAAAGAGGUCCAAAGCAUCAGAACAAACAUCAUGACAAAAUGGCAGCCUUGUCUCCACUCUGUAAGAACUGCAAGCUGAGAGUACUAAGCUAGCCUAUGGCUGGGGUCAGUGGGCCAUUUUGUUCUCUGGAUAUUGCACUAAAGGAUGUGUAGAAAAUAUCUGGAGGUAGAAAAAAACAUCUGUGUUGGGAGAAAGGAACAACCACGCAGAUUUGGCAGUUAUGAUCCCAGAAGCAAUGUCAGUAUAACCUGUAUCCUCCAACCUGGCAGAAGUGCUUGCUGAAGACUGGUGGAUGAACAACGUGCACUUUCAUACAUCAUUAUAUACAAACUAUAGGAAAAUUUGAGACCUAAAGAAAAAUUGUAUCUGAGCCACAUCUCUAGCAUCUGAAUAUUAAACAACAAAGCAGUUAAAAUAACGGUCGGCAAAUAGCAUCUAAGUGCCAAUUCAUCUUGUGUCUGUUUUUGUAAGUAAAGCUUUAUUGGAACAGCACCAUGGUCAUUCACUAAUAUGGUCUGUGGCAGUUUCCUGCUACAGUGGCAGAGUUCAGUAGACGGAGACUGAGUGGUCUACAGAACCCAGAAGAUUUGUUUACUAUCUGGCACUUUACGAAUAGAGUUUACCAGCUCAUGAAUUCGGGUCAGUUUUUAUAGAUGCAAUAUGAUGUACAGUAACAUCAUGAGUGGGUUUCAGAUGACUGCGAGUCAAUAUUUACCACUAGGCCCAAACUUGGAAAAGGCAACAACUAUGUCUGUCUUAUUCACAGCUCAAUCCCUGGUGCAUAGCACAGGCUUGGCACAGAACGGGGGCAGAGCAAAUGUAUGUUCUGUAAAGGCUUGAAUGUUCCUGAGUGCGGAGGAUAUAGGCAUUUAGAGAGGAACUUCCCUUUAAAGAGGUGUGAAAUAAACCACAGGACUUUAUAGCAUUUUUCCAUAACUGGCUUUGUUUGGGCUUUUAUCUUUAUCUUCCUCCUUUAGUUUACUUGAAUGUUUAAUGUGAAGUGUUUGAGGAAGAGAAGGAAAGUGGCAAUUGUCAAUUGUACAUGGAGUAAAUGAGAUUUUUCAUCU